UACUGUUAGGCCCUUCGAUUCUUCAACAUUUGGACUGGGCAGGCUUCUACGGAAACAUGUUCUCUUUCAAGCAAACAAAACUAAUGCGCCUCCUGGAAUACAUCAGCUUAGGAAUGUACGGAUACAUAGUCGGAGUCCGUACAGAUGUGAGCAUGAUCAAGACUUCCGGCAAGCUCUCGUGGAUCAUCGGCGUCUUAGGCUUUCUGAUCCCCCUCGUAAUAGCCUACUCCACGAACAUCUACCUCGGAAAAUUCUUCAUCUCGAAAUCCGAAGCAGCGGACCUCAUGCCCAUCUGCCUACUUGCCUCCUCGUCUUACUUCCACGUUACCUCCAUCCUCCUCGAAGAACUGAACCUCCUCAACUCGGAGAUCGGCCGGCUCGCCCUUUCUUCGUCGCUCAUCUCCAGCCUCUUCAGUUGGAUUUACUCAAUUUCCACCAACUACUACUAUUAUGCUAACUUCUAUAAACUUACCAAGUUGGUCUACUUGGAAAGGCAAACAUACAGGAUCAUCCUGGCACUCUUCAUAAUCUUCGCACUCCGGCCAGUAAUGUUCUGGAUGAUCAGGAAAGUCCCGGAAGGAAAGUGCAUAAAGGAGGCGCACUUUUUCGGGAUGGUGGUGAUGUUAUUCGGGGUGGGAUUUUUGAGUGAGUCAUUGGGUUACACAGCGUUCUUCGGGAUGAUGAUAUUGGGGCUGGCGGUACCGGCAGGCCCGCCGCUGGGGUCGGGAAUGCUGCGAAGGCUGAAAUUGUUUGUGUCGACGGUGUUGUUGCCGUCGUUCGUGGUGAACGUGGGUCACAUAGUGGAUGUGUUUGCGAUGAAGGCGGACGAUAAGGUUAUAAUGACGGUGGUGAUCGUCUGUAUGGCGUCCUACUUGGGGAAGAUUGUGGUGACUGUCAUUCCUUUGCGCUUCUGCAAGAUGCCUUACGCGGAUGCUUUCGCGCUUGCCCUCAUCGUCAGCACCCAAGGCCUUUUUGACGUAUUCUUUAUCAAAAUUUCGGCAUCAUACGGGUUACUACGUCGAGAAUCCUACUCCGUUAUCACUCUAAUCUCUGUGUUGAUAGCAUCUUUUAGCACUCCUAUAAUCAGUCACCUAUAUGAUCCUUCAAAAAGAUACAUCAACUACAAAAGGCGAACACUCCAGCACUCUAGGCAUGAACACGAGCUUCGAAUGCUUGUAUGCGUUCACGAAGAAGACCAUGUUUUCAGCAUAAUGAACGUCCUGAAAGCCUCUUAUCCUCACAAAAAGAAUCCCAUUGAAGCUAUUGUUCUCGACAUGAUGGAGCUCAAUGGCCGAGAUAACCCGCUUCUCAUCAACCACCAAUUCCAUAAAGGCCGCUCUUCUACGCUCACUCGAGCAGACCGCAUCAUCACCGCCUUUCAACAAUUUGAAUUGCACCAUGAAGGGCUCAAACACCAGCAUUUCACCUCUAUUGCACCUUACACUUCGAUGCAUGAUGACAUAUGUCUGUUGGCACUUGAGAAGACCACAUCCUUGUUGAUCCUCCCAUUUCACAGCUCAGAGAGCGUCGCAGUAAGGGGGUUGAAGAAAAAUGUCCUCGAUAAGGCUCCAUGCUCUGUUGGGAUACUUGUCGACAAAAAAAUAGUUAUGUACUGGAGAUCUAAUUAUCUUGACGAGAAAAAAUUCAAUGUUUGUGUGAUUUUCUUAGGAGGACCAGAUUCUCGUGAGGCACUAGCCCUUGCUAUGCGCAUGGUUGAGAACCCUGCCAUUAGGCUCACCGUCAUUCGACUAAUUGCAGAAGACGAUUUCAUCACUGAUUUAUUGGAGACUAAGCUUGAUGUAAGAGUGAUCGCCGAGCUUGAGAAUUUGUACAAAAACGAAAUGGAUAUCGAGUAUAGAGAAGUGAUUGCCAAGGACGGAGCUAACACAGUGGAAGUUCUCAACUCUCUUGAUGACCAAUAUGACCUCUUAUUAGUGGGAAGAAGACUUGAUAGUGAAUCCCCACUGGUGGCUGGACUCACUGAUUGGAGUUUUGCCGCAGAACUAGGAAUCAUCGGAGACAUACUUGUGUCCUCGGAUAUGAAGUGCAAUGCAUCAGUGCUUGUUCUGCAACAACAAACCACAGUUGAAGAUUUACUAAAUAUUCAAAAAGAAUAAUGUUAUAUGUAUAGCAAAGUGUAAAUUAAUAUGUUAGGCGAGGUUUGUGUGCACUUUGUAUCCACAUUAAAUUAGAUUCAGUCAC
Camellia sinensis is the source of this 2202-nucleotide messenger RNA. Its product is annotated as cation/H(+) antiporter 15-like. Gene Ontology annotation, molecular function: antiporter activity. Gene Ontology annotation, biological process: proton transmembrane transport; regulation of pH. The record is from RefSeq and is a predicted model, not a curated record. Gene Ontology annotation, cellular component: membrane; endomembrane system. NCBI's taxonomy places the organism in Eukaryota, Viridiplantae, Streptophyta, Magnoliopsida, Ericales, Theaceae.